Molecule: messenger RNA, 1572 nt
Organism: Lactuca sativa (garden lettuce)
Lineage: Eukaryota; Viridiplantae; Streptophyta; Magnoliopsida; Asterales; Asteraceae
Product: S-adenosylmethionine synthase 5
Biological process (GO): S-adenosylmethionine biosynthetic process
Molecular function (GO): methionine adenosyltransferase activity; ATP binding
Source: RefSeq, a predicted model, not a curated record
CGUUCCAUCUUACACCACCCCCACCUCCAUCCCCGCCUAUAUAAGCAACAUCUCCACGACCUUUACUCCUCGCCCUUAGCUCCUUUGCUUUCAGAAGAGCAAGAAGAGGAAGAUCAAACCAUACGGAUUCAUCCUCUCCUUUCUACUCUUCCCAAAGCUUUGCAAUAAUGGAGACCUUCUUGUUCACAUCCGAAUCUGUCAACGAGGGACAUCCAGACAAACUCUGUGAUCAGAUUUCUGAUGCAGUUCUUGACGCCUGCUUAGCUCAAGACCCCGACAGCAAGGUCGCCUGUGAAACCUGCACGAAAACCAACAUGGUGAUGGUUUUCGGGGAAAUCACCACUAAAGCUAACAUCGACUACGAAAAGAUCGUCCGUGACACCUGCCGGGAGAUUGGAUUUGUUUCUGAUGACGUGGGUUUGGACGCCGACAACUGCAAGGUCCUUGUGAACAUCGAGCAACAAAGCCCAGAUAUCGCCCAAGGUGUCCAUGGCCAUUUAACCAAGAAGCCUGAAGACAUCGGCGCCGGUGACCAGGGCCAUAUGUUUGGUUACGCCACUGAUGAAACCCCUGAACUGAUGCCGCUCAGUCACGUCCUCGCCACCAAACUUGGCGCCAAAUUGACUGAAGUCCGGAAAAACGGCACCUGUGCAUGGCUGAGACCCGACGGAAAGACACAAGUGACGGUGGAAUACCAUAAUGACAACGGAGCCAUGGUUCCUCUUCGUGUCCACACCAUUCUCAUCUCCACCCAGCACGAUGAAACUGUAACAAACGAUGAAAUCGCAGCUGAUCUCAAGGAACACGUCAUCAAACCAGUCGUCCCUGAAAACUACCUUGAUGAAAAAACCAUCUUCCAUCUCAACCCUUCUGGUCGUUUUGUGAUCGGUGGUCCUCAUGGUGACGCCGGACUGACUGGCCGGAAAAUCAUCAUCGACACAUACGGUGGUUGGGGUGCUCACGGAGGUGGUGCUUUCUCCGGGAAAGACCCAACGAAGGUGGACAGGAGUGGGGCGUAUAUUGUGAGACAGGCGGCAAAGAGCAUUGUGGCUUGUGGGUUGGCGAGGAGAGCGAUUGUUCAGGUGUCAUACGCCAUUGGUGUCCCUGAGCCAUUGUCGGUGUUUGUUGACACUUAUGGAACUGGAAAGAUUCCUGAUAAGGAGAUUUUGAAGAUUGUGAAGGAGAACUUCGAUUUCAGGCCUGGAAUGAUAUCGAUUAAUCUUGAUCUUAAAAGAGGUGGAAAUGGGAGGUUUUUGAAAACGGCGGCGUAUGGACAUUUUGGUAGGACAGAUCCUGAUUUCACAUGGGAGGUCGUCAAGGAACUUAAGUGGGACAAGCCAUAAAAACAAGAAAGAAAUUCAAUUAUGUGGUGUUUUCGCUUUUCUUGGUUGCUUGGUUAAAUGUGAUUGUGUGUGUGUGUGUGUUUUUUCUUUUUCUUUUUAAUAUAUGAUUUGUUUUAGUGUUUGUUUAAAGAGGAAGAAGGUGGAAGGGCCUAUAUAAUAUAUGAUGUAUAAGAAGUGUAUUUGGAGGCAUUGCCAUUAAUAACAAAAAUCUAAUCUGGUUUUGCUUUCA